Liolophura sinensis is the source of this 811-nucleotide messenger RNA. RefSeq names its product transmembrane emp24 domain-containing protein 7-like. The transcript is spliced from 3 exons. The record is from RefSeq and is a predicted model, not a curated record. Bases 122 to 751 code for a protein of 209 amino acids. NCBI's taxonomy places the organism in Eukaryota, Metazoa, Mollusca, Polyplacophora, Chitonida, Chitonidae.
GUCACCGGCGAAGUGCAUGUGGCGAUAAACUAGGGCCACUAAAUCGAUAAUUCUUGUCUCUUUGUGGCAGUCUGUCACUUUCUUACCCCCUGGCGUCGAAUCCGAGGCACCCCAGCGUAUCAUGGAGUCCGCUUUUACGUUGAUAACGUUGCUGGUUGUUUUUGUAGCACAUGUUCUGUGUGGAGAGCUGACGUUUGAACUCCCUGAUAAUGAACGAGAAUGUUUUUUCGAGCACAUAGAAAAGGGUAUCCAGUGUACAUUGGAGUUUCAGGUAAUAACCGGGGGUAACUAUGACGUUGACAUGGACCUGUCCGGACCUAACGGUCAAAUCCUAUACAAGGACAUGAAGAAGCAGUAUGACACAUUUACGUGGACCACAGACCAGACAGGCGUCUACAAGUUCUGCUUCAGCAACGAAUUCUCCACCUUCACCCACAAAGUGGUGUACUUCGAUUUCCAGGCUGGGGACGACCCCCCGCUGGUGCCAGAGAUGGCUGGACGCGAUACUGCCAUGACACAGAUGGAGAUGGCAUCCCAGUCCAUCCACGAAGCCCUGACGAAAGUCCUGGACUACGGCACGCACUUCCGGCUGCGGGAGGCUCAGGGGCGAGUCUUUGCCGAGGACUUGAACGAGCGGGUGAUGAUCUGGUCAAUCGGCGAGUCCAUCAUUAUCCUGUUGAUUGGAAUUGGUCAGGUUUUGGUGCUACGAAGCUUUUUCACGGACAAACGCUCUCAGCCUGUCAAGACGUGAGGCUGGUGGAUUAGUUAGGCUUAGUUCUGUUUUAUCAUUGGGGAGGUCACACUGAACAGG